UCCGUUUUGCGUUGCUAGGCAGCUCGCCGCCGGGGCCGUUACACUUUUACUUUCUCCGUGUAGAUGGAUUGACCUUGCGAACGAUCGAGCGUCCGAUUCACGUGUACUCGGUGGCAGCUAUCGAUAGAACUUUCGCGGUUGUGUUUUGGCAAAGAACGGCAGCCCAUAGAGGGGAGCAUUAGCAUUGCUGGGCUCGAAUAGCUGACGUUUCGAAGAGGUAUGCGUCAUCGAUACGAUAUCUGCCACACCUGCAUUAUAUCAGGAAGCUGAUAGGUCGAGAUCGUUGAAGAGCUUUGUUGCACUCCGUUUGCUGUAGCCUGAUAUAAAAUACUAUUGGAUGAAAGUCAUAGGACGUAGUCUAAGACAAAACAAUGACUUAUAGCAGCAGAAAAUUUCCUGUACUCUAUGAGAGGUUCAUUGGAGAUCCUGCUUCGGUCUUCAAGUUACCCAAGAAUCAGAGAGACACGAUAUGAGGCAUCGCUCGAGACGUCCGUCCAUGCGUCAGUUGCGACAUGUUGCAGGCAGUUCGGUUGUUAACCGAGCUCACCCGUCCAACGGAAUACGGUCGUAGAAACGAGGGUACAAUGGACACCAGAACAUCUGCCAGUGAGGGACCCGUUUUGUUUCGCGAGAUACAUAAGAAUGGCUGGCUCCGCCGUACAGAUAAAUCGGAAAAAGAAGUCAAUCGAUUCUGGGUAACAUUCUGCAUACACGAUGACACGGAACCACGUUUGGAAGGUUUUGGGGACCAAAAGCAAGCAACCGUUCACUCGCCUUUAUGGGCACAUUCUUUGCGUAACGUCCUGCACGUUUCUCCGACGUUGUGUGCCACCCAGAGGAAUGAUUUUGAGUUUUGUGUGAAUUUCAAUGACGAUCAAGUUUUAAGGCUGGCAGCUCCGACUUAUCAAGCAAUGUGUGAUUGGGUACAGGCAGUCACUCGUAAAUUAACCGAUAUGAAAAUUCUGCAGCCAAAGGAGAAUAUCUACUCUAAGGGGCCCGAGAGGGUUGCCACAAGGGAUCCGACGAGCCCACUGCCACCGCCACCAACACCUAUCGGUUCAGUUAGUAUCCAGAGAUCGUUGUCCCAAGGUUCGUCGACUAGUCUCCCCGGUACCUCGAAUAGUGGGAGAGACGCUAGACUGGAUACUACACCGAUGAUUUUUACUUUCGAUGACAUCCCUGCGGAGGAUCGUCGAGGUAGACCGGUUCAAGCCCAAGUUCAGAGAACGACGCCACCCUUGCCUAGUCCGAGGCCGAUCCCCAGUCCGAGGACUUUGCCAACUUCCGUAAACGAUGACCCUGGCAAUUCCAGUUACGAGAGCGUGUUCAUGGCUUCUUCCUAUUCCCCUCUGGGAGACACGGUUAGACGGGAGUCAAGGGAAACCGACGCUUCGGAGGAUAGGUACGCAGCCCUCAUGGAAUAUCGAAGCACGGGAAGCUCAGAAUCCAGGAGUCAUUCCCGAUCCGCCAGUGGUCGACCUGGGUUAUCCAACGUACGUCGACAGUUGACAUUAAGGGAACAACAGGUGUACCAACUCAUAAAAGAGAUGAGUCAUCCAGCUGGAGUUAGAUUGCAGUUGGGUCGUAGAGAUUGCAAGGACAGUAUCGCCUUCGUGGACACCUUCGGUGCAGUAUGGGUCGCCGGAUGGAAACAACGCGAGCAUCCGUUACUGUACAAUGCUCUGCACGUCGGCGACAUGGUCCUGAGCGUGGCUGGGAUAUCUCCCCCGGGGGCUACGGUCAUCCGCGACAUUCUGAAAGGCUGCACGACACCUCGGGUGGAGGUGAUCGUGCGAAGAUUGCCGUACGGCCGAGCCAUGACCCUGACGAGAAGAGCAGAAGGUGAGGACUUUGGGCUGGAGGUCAACGGGAACGAGGUGACCUCGGUCACGGGGAUCGCUCAGGGGCUCGGGUUUCCUCCUUUGGCACCUUCUUCGGAUCCUGCCGCCCCUUCGGGCUCAACGGUAACCUGGACCCUGACGGAGGUCAACGGGCGACCUCUCAACAUCUUCGAGGGUGGUGCUCGUGAACGGUUGGGAGCCGUUGGCCGAGAUGUCUCCAUCGUGAUACAACCUACGGAUUUCGUGGGGUCCCUGCGCAAGAGAUUGCGUUCCGUCCGCAGCUACAAGAAUUACGUCGUCCAAUGAAGGCGAGUCCGCUUCGGAGUCUCCUUCGAAUCGGGAAGACGGAAGACGAUGGAAGCGAGGGCUUCCGCGAAUUCCCCGAGAUUCGGUGCCUUCAAGCAAAGCAUUCUUCCAGGACCGAGUUAAAGAUCCACUUAGAUUUACACUUUGUAUGUAACGAUUGAGAAGGUACUCCGUUAAAGUCGGGAACAAGCGUCGAAGCACGAGGUCCUUGCCGUUAUCGGGCACUGGACAUCGCGGGAGAUUAACACUACCGAGAUUGUAAAUAUUAAAGCAGUCAUUUGUCGAA
Molecule: messenger RNA, 2433 nt
Organism: Orussus abietinus
Lineage: Eukaryota; Metazoa; Arthropoda; Insecta; Hymenoptera; Orussidae
Exons: 6
Coding region: 513-2147 (544 amino acids)
Cellular component (GO): cytoplasm; plasma membrane
Source: RefSeq, a predicted model, not a curated record